Molecule: messenger RNA, 2994 nt
Organism: Solea solea (common sole)
Lineage: Eukaryota; Metazoa; Chordata; Actinopteri; Pleuronectiformes; Soleidae
Product: copine-3-like
Exons: 16
Coding region: 139-1809 (556 amino acids)
Biological process (GO): ERBB2 signaling pathway; cellular response to calcium ion
Cellular component (GO): plasma membrane
Molecular function (GO): receptor tyrosine kinase binding; calcium-dependent phospholipid binding
Source: RefSeq, a predicted model, not a curated record
GCACCAGGCACCGCCCACCACCACAGCCCUUGCUACUAUGCGACCUGCCCCCUUUCAUCGACAACAUACUGCAGUGGACAGCUAGCUGCUAGCUGGUUAACCAGUUCCUGUGUGUGAGUGCACGUUCUCCCUCCCGUGAUGGCAGCAGUUGGAAAUGCAGGUCCGAGGGCCACAGACUGUGUGACCAAGGUGGCGCUGAGCAUCUCCUGUAACAAUCUGCUUGACAUGGAUGCCUUCUCAAAGUCUGACCCAAUGUGUGUACUUUACAUGAGCAGCUCUGGACCCCACUGGUCGGAGAUUGGCCGGACAGAGCAAAUCAAGAAUUGCCUUAAUCCCAGUUUCUCCAAGACAUUUGUCAUCGACUACUACUUUGAGAUGGUGCAAAAACUGAAGUUUGAAGUGUACGACAUCGACAAUGACAGCGGCAGCCUGCAAGGUGCUGACUUCCUGGGAGAACUGGAGUGUACCUUAGGGCAGGUUGUGUCCUCAAGAAAACUAACAAGACCACUUGUCAAGAGGGACAAAACUCCUGCAGGGAAAGGAACCAUCACCAUAUGUGCUGAAGAAAGAACAGACAACAGGGUCGUGGAAUUUGAAGUUGCAGCCAGAAAACUAGAUAAAAAGGAUUUCUUUGGGAAGUCCGACCCUUUUCUGGAAUUCUUCAAGCAGACAGAAACUGGAUGGCAGCUGGCUCACAGGACAGAGGUCGUGAAGAACAACCUAAAUCCAACAUGGAAACGUUUCCGUGUCCCGAUGCAAGCGCUCUGUGGAGGUGACGUGGAAAAAUCUAUAAAGGUGGAUUGUUAUGACUACAACAACAGUGGCUCUCAUGAGAUAAUUGGAUACUUCCAGACCACACUCUGCCACAUACAGCAGGCUUCACAGACAUAUGCGGCCGAGUUUCAAUGCAUUAACAAUAAGAAGAAGCAGAAGAAGAAAGGAUAUAAAAACUCUGGUGUUAUCAUCAUAAAACAGUGCAAGGUGGUGAAGGAGUACACAUUUCUGGAUUACAUAAUGGGCGGCUGCCAGAUUAACUUCACUAUUGCCAUUGACUUCACUGGCUCUAAUGGAGAUCCUAGCUCUCCCCAGUCUCUCCAUUACAUCAACCCUCAUGGCUAUAAUGAAUACCUGUCAGCCAUCUGGGCAGUGGGUAACGUUAUUCAGGACUAUGACAGUGACAAGAUGUUCCCUGCUCUUGGAUUUGGUGCAAAGAUCCCUCCAACAUGGCAGGUCAGCCAUGAGUUUCCCAUCACCUUUGAUCCCUCAAAUCCAUUUUGUACAGGUAUAGAAGGUGUGGUGCAAGCCUACCAGCAGUGCCUGCCACAGGUGAAGCUCUACGGCCCCACAAACUUUUCUCCAGUCAUCAACCAUGUAGCCCACUUUGGCAGACAGGCACUGCAGCAGCAAACUGCCUCUCAAUACUUUGUUCUGCUCAUCAUCACCGACGGAGUGAUCACAGACAUGGACGAGACCCGCAGCGCCAUCGUCAACGCCUCUCGUCUGCCCAUGUCUAUCAUCAUAGUUGGUGUAGGAGGGGCAGACUUCACCGCCAUGGAGUUCUUGGAUGGAGACGAUGGAAAUUUACGCUCUGCCACGGGCGAGGCCGCCAUGCGGGACAUCGUGCAGUUUGUUCCCUUCAGGCAGUUCCAGAAUGGUCCUCAGGAAAUGCUCGCUCAGAGUGUCUUGGCUGAAGUUCCUGGUCAAGUGACAAGCUUUUUCAACACUAUGGGUUUGAAGCCGCCCAGUAGCGACAGUGAUGCACCUCUGCCUGACACCUCAGCAUCAGCACCGCUUCCUGAUGCAUCCUGAGAAUCAGCUUUUCUUCUCAAUAUAACACUUUAAAUGAUCUUCAUCAGUGGAGGUGAACCACUUCAACUCAGAAAUCAUGAAAUGAAAUAAUUUUUGCACGUCCUCUUCUUUCUUGUAGGGUUGUAGGUAGUUAUGAUUUGAUUUAUACAAACAACUAUCUACCAGUAUUAUUGAAGCCAUCUGUGUAAGCCAUAGUCAAACAUCUCCAAACUUUUAGUUGUCUUGCAUGUUACAUUGUUAUAUAAAUAUGGCAUGUGGAUAUAGCUUUAUUUGAUAUGACUUUAUACGACUCAAGUGCCAGAAUUGUUCAUUGAUCACUAAAUGUUAAUUUUUAUAGACUACUUUAUGUCAUUUGCUUUAUUGCUCAGUUGAAACACCUGCGAUGUGUUCCUGCUUUCAUGUCUUAAACAGACAGACAACAUUUUGGAUUUCACACUAAAUGCAACAUCAGUUUCCAUUGAGAUCAGAGACAAUGGUCAAAAUAUUGACUUUGCUAAACACCAGGUAAACUUCAGGAAUGUUUGCAUUUGAGAAAUGAACCGAAAACUAUAUUUUGUAAGACUUGUUGAUGCUGCUCUGCACCUUUGUCUUCGUCAGUAAAAAAACCCAAAAAAAAACACUUUCAUUUUUUUUGACUGGUGCUUAAAUCUCACUGUUAAAUGUUUACACUGAUUAACAAUAGAAUUUCACUCUGUCUUAAGUGGAUAGUAAACCUAUCAAUACUGACUGUUAUGAAAAUGAUAAGUACAUUUAGUGUAUGGUAAAAUACUAGCAUGUUUAAUAUGUGUACAUUAAGUUGUACUAAUUGCUGUGUCAUUGCCUUAUAUCCAUGUCUCUUUCAUAGACUUUGAGUUUAAUAGUAUUUUAUGUAAAUAAUAUGUUCAGUGGAAGAAAAGAAAUAUAAUUUUUAACUUUUACUGAUUUUAUGUACAUUUCUAAAACAUUAUUUUAUGUUUGUGACACCUUCUUAAUGCCAUAAUAUUAAACUUGUAUGUAAUUGCUCCUCAGAUUCUCAGUCUCUUCUGUGCUUUCUUGAACUUAGUAUGGAUAGGGCUGCAAAUAUUAACCAAUUAUUAAUAUAUUACGAAAGUAAUCACAAGCUAUUUUGAUUAUUUAUAAACUUGUUUGAGGUGUGUGUGUGUGUGUUUAUUUUACUAAAAUAAACUGUCUAUUUUUCAACUUAAA